This is a messenger RNA of Cryptotermes secundus, 5021 nucleotides long. Its product is annotated as glycogen debranching enzyme. The coding region runs from base 119 to 5002 and encodes 1627 amino acids. Gene Ontology annotation, molecular function: 4-alpha-glucanotransferase activity; amylo-alpha-1,6-glucosidase activity. The transcript is spliced from 27 exons. Gene Ontology annotation, biological process: glycogen biosynthetic process; glycogen catabolic process. The record is from RefSeq and is a predicted model, not a curated record. Lineage: Eukaryota; Metazoa; Arthropoda; Insecta; Blattodea; Kalotermitidae.
UAUUGCACAUGCUCAAAGAUGCAAGUUUCUCAAGGAUUUAAAAUCAAGCAUCUUUAAUGAUGAAAGUAGAAUUUUGUAACAAAAACCUCAAAGAAAUUGAUAUAUAAGUUCUAGAAGUAUGGCUCUUCCUGCUGCAAUUUCCAUUUCCAAGAUUCUUCUGUUUGUGGCUAGCAUUUUUAAAAGACUGCAAGAAAAUGUUUUCGCCAUAAGUGAGAACUUGUUGAAAGCAUUGGGUUGCAAUGUGGUCAUGAAGCAUCUAUUCAGCAAGAUGGUUUCACGAAAACAAAGUACAACUUCUGUUGGGCCUGUACUGGGAUUUGUUGGAAAUUCACCAGGAAUGGUACCAGACCAAAUUCGUGUUUUGACCCUUAAUGAUGGAGAACAUCAAGAUUCUACAUUAUAUCGCCUACAGAAAGGGUGGCAACUUCAGUUCCGUCUUGGUCCCUCAUUGUUUGGCCGAAAAGUUACAGUUUAUUGUAACCAUCCUGAGGGAACAGAAGAAGAAUUUAUUAGAAAACGGUAUCGACCCCUGCAGUGGGAAUCUGAUGAAAACGUUCAUGCAGGUGAUGAUACAUCAUCAUGUGCAAAAGUUGCAAUCAGAAGAGCAGGAUCCUUUCACUACUACUUCAUAUAUGAUGGCAGUGAAGGUCCAGGUCCACAAGGAUCCGGUUUCUUCACCGUGGACCCUGUUAUCACCUAUGGGACAGAUGAAGUUUUGCUCUUAGACUGUAUACAGUGUCAGACGGUUUUAGCCAAAAGUCUGGGCCCUUUCAGUACAUGGGAAAACAAACUGAAAGUAACAAAAGAGAGUGGCUACAAUAUGAUUCAUUUCACCCCUAUACAGGAACUUGGUGAUUCUAAUUCCUCAUACAGUCUCAAGAAUCAACAUAAGCUGAAUCCUAUAUUUAACAAUGGCAGCAAAGAAAUUGAUAUCACUGAUGUUGAAAAGUUUACAACAAAAUUAAGGAAUGAAUGGAAGAUAGUGAGCAUCUGUGAUAUUGUUCUGAAUCAUACAGCCAAUGAGUCAAAAUGGCUUCUUGAACAUCCAGAAUGUACAUAUAACCUUGUAAAUUCUCCACACCUUCGCCCAGCAUAUCUCCUAGAUUGUGUUUUACAUCAACUAACACUGGAAAUAUCUGAGGGCCGCUGGGAGUUCUCUGGAAUUCCUGCAGAAGUCUCCUCUGAAGAUCAUCUAUCUGCCAUCCAAUCAACCUUGCUUGGCUACUUCUUGCCGCAAGUGAAAAUACCAGAACUUUACAUGUUGGACGUUGAUAGUUUGGUUAGUGCAUUCUACUCUAUGGCUCGCACUCGAUUACCUCCAGUAGCAGGAACUACACAGGAAAAGGGGCAACUUAAGAUCAUACCAGAUAAGCAGUACCGUCGCCUGAAAGCUACUGUUGACAUGGAACUAGCUCUAAGGCUGUAUAAUGUAUACAGGGGUGAUUGCUUGGAAGAAGAUACCCAUCUACGCCGCUGUAGUGAAAAUUUCAAGUCACAUUUGGAGGAACUGAAUCAGGCAAUGUUUGAUGAAAUUCAGAACCAUCUGCAGGCUGCUAUUGAGAACUGUAUAGCGGGUAUGAGGUAUUUCCGUGUGCAACAUGAUGGCCCUUGUAUUAAAGAAGUCUCCAUCAAGAAUCCACUGGUACCCAGGUAUUUUACAGACUAUGGUAGUCCUAGUGGGCUGGAAGAGUAUGAGAAGUUGAUGUAUUCAUCAGAUGCCUGUUUCAUUAUGGCCCACAAUGGAUGGGUCAUGAAUGAUGAUCCAUUACAGAACUUUGCUGCUCCAAGCUCCAACGUAUACUUACGCCGUGAGCUCAUUGCUUGGGGUGAUAGUGUCAAACUGCAGUAUGGUGAGAAGCCAGAAGAUUGCCCAUUUUUGUGGCAGUACAUGCUAAAGUAUGUUGAGCAGACUGCACAAGUGUUUGAUGGAAUAAGACUAGAUAAUUGUCAUUCCACACCAAUAGCAGUUGCAGAGUACCUCUUAGAUGCAGCAAGACGUGUGCGGCCAGACUUAUACAUUGUUGCUGAACUUUUCACCAAUUCUGAUCAGAAGGACAAUAUCUUUGUCAACAGACUGGGCAUCUCAUCCCUAAUCAGAGAGGCAAUGUCUGCUUGGGAUUCUCACGAAGAAGGUCGGUUAGUUUAUCGUUAUGGUGGUGAACCUGUAGGAGCAUUCUUUCAGCCAUCCCUUCGGCCACUUGUUCCAUCCAUAGCUCAUGCAUUGUUCAUGGAUCUAACUCAUGAUAAUCCAAGUCCAAUAGAUAAACGCUCAGUGUUUGACUUACUGCCAAGUACCUCUCUUGUAUCCAUGGCUUGUUGUGCAUCAGGAAGUAACAGGGGCUAUGACGAACUUGUUCCACAUCAUAUUCAUGUUGUUGAUGAGACACGGGAAUAUGCUGAAUGGUCAGAUGACUGUUCUGUUGGUGUGAACAUCCAGUCUGGAAUCAUUGCAGCAAAAAGAGCUCUUAACAAACUUCACUUUGAGCUAGGUUUGGAAGGAUUCAGUCAGGUUUAUGUGGAUCAAGUGGAUGCAGAUAUCGUUGCAGUGACACGGCACUGUCCAGAGACACACCAGUCUGUUGUGCUGGUUGCCUAUACAGCUUUCUCUCAUCCUGACCCAUAUUAUAAAAGAGAUCAUGUCAAGCCCAUCAGAGUUGAAGGCAGAGUGGAUGAAGUUAUUUUGGAAGCUACUCUUGUCCACCGAAAUUCAAAGUACAGAACUGGAAGUCCACGAUUUGCAAGAUUUGAAGCAUUUUCAAAGAAUCCUAAUUUUAUUAAUGGACUGACAGAUUAUGAGGUAGAAAUUAGAGAACACCUUCAAGUGUCUGAGUCAAACUUCUUGGGAUGUGGAGAGUCUGGAGACUUAAACAUCACACAGCUUAACUUCACCAACUUCCAGCCGGGAUCUGUGGUAGCCAUUAGGAUUUCUCUGCAUGGUAAUGCCACCUCAGCAUUGAGUGAACUACAUAAGCAUGUGACUGAUUUCACAACAAAGAAAGUACCAAGUAACUCUGAACUAGAGGAAGUUGUGUCUCAACUGACUCUUGCUGACCUGAAUCGAGCCUUAUUUCGAUGUGAAGAGGAAGAGCGUGAUGAGACAAAGGGAGCCAAUGGUGCAUAUGAUAUACCAGAUUUUGGCCCAGUGGUUUACUGUGGUAUUCAAGGAUUCCUAUCUCUGCUGAGCAAUAUCCGUCCAAAGAAUGACCUAGGACAUCCCAUGUGCAAUAACUUGAGACAAGGAAACUGGAUGAUUGAUUAUAUAUCACAACGCUUGAAACAGGAUCCUGGGACAUUAGAGAUAGGGAUUUGGUUAGAAAAAAACUUGAAACCUUUGAAGGAAAUUCCACGAUAUCUCAUACCAAGCUACUUUGAUGUAGUGAUAACUGGAACCUAUCUCAUCUUGCUGGAUCAAGUUUGGAGACUGAUGUCAGAUUUUGUGAAAGGUGGCUCUAGCUUUCUACGAGGUUUGGCUCUGGGUUCAGUUCAGUGUGGAGCUGUAGCACAAUCAGCUCCUCUUCCAGUUCUGUCUCCCUUUUUAUCUCCACCAUGUCCUCCGACAAAAGUCAAUGACAAGGGUGAGAUAGAGCAAACCUGUGUUACUUUAUCUGCAGGAUUACCACACUUCACUACAGGUUAUAUGCGCAACUGGGGCCGGGACACAUUUAUAGCAUUAAGAGGCCUCUUCAUCCUCACUGGAAGAUACCAGGAAGCUAGAUAUCACAUCCUAGGUUAUGCAGCAUGCCUGCGGCAUGGGCUGAUCCCUAACUUGCUGGAUGGUGGACGUAAUUCCCGAUUCAACUGCCGUGAUGCUGUAUGGUGGUGGUUGUACUGUAUACAGAGUUAUGUUCAAGAGGUUCCCAAUGGCGAAUCCAUCCUCUCAGACAGAGUAUCUCGCAUCUUUCCCACAGACGACUCACCACCCCUUCCUCCAGGUGAAGUGGACCAGCCAUUGUAUGAUGUUAUCCAAGAAGCCUUGACUGUCCAUUUCCAAGGUCUGUGUUUCCGUGAACGGAAUGCUGGCCAGAAAAUUGAUGCUCACAUGACUGAUAAAGGUUUCAACAAUCAGAUUGGAGUCCAUCCUGAAACUGGUUUUGUAUUUGGUGGGAAUGUGUGGAACUGUGGGACGUGGAUGGACAAGAUGGGGUCAAGUGAAAAAGCUGGUAACCGAGGGAAGCCUGCCACGCCGAGGGAUGGUAGCGCAGUGGAACUGGUAGGACUCAGUAAAGGAGCCCUAAAAUGGUUGGCAAAGCUCCACUCAGAGGAUAGAUUCCCACAUGGUAGUGUCAAAAGACAAAACAAAGAUGGUUCUGUCACCACAUGGACAUACAAGCAAUGGGAGGAAUGCAUUGCUGCAAAUUUUGAGAAGAAUUUUUACGUACCUGUAUCCCCUUCAUCCACCGAACCUCGCCCUGAUUUGGUUCAUCGCCGUGGGAUCUACAAAGACUCUUGUGGUGCAGGGCAACCCUGGGCAGACUAUCAGCUCAGGUGUAAUUUCCCCAUAGCCAUGGUUGCUGCACCAGAAAUGUUUGAUCCACUUCAUGCUUGGACAGCUUUGAAGAAAGCAGAAGAGUUAUUACUAGGUCCACUAGGUAUGAAGACCUUAGACCCUGGAGACUGGAGCUAUAAUGGAGAUUAUGAUAAUGCCAAUGACUCAGAGGAUGGGAAACUUGCUCAUGGCUUCAAUUACCAUCAAGGACCUGAAUGGUUAUGGCCAGUUGGUUUCUUUCUACGGGCAAGACUGCACUUUGCUCAUGAGGUAGGUGGAGAAGCUGAGCUAAGACGUACAGCAGCGAACACACGCUCUCUUCUUGCUCGGCACUUUGUGGAGUUACAGUGCUCAUCAUGGAGAGGAUUACCAGAGUUGACCAAUAGAGAUGGUGCCUACUGUAGGGACAGUUGUCGUACUCAGGCUUGGAGCAUGGGUUGUCUUUUGGAAGUUUUGCAUGAUCUACACUGCUUAGAGGAACAGCAGCCCAUCACUCUCACCUCCACUAAUAACUGACUUGUCCUCGCGUGUGCAA